AUGAAGAGGGUCAAGAGGAAGGAGAGGAAACAACGUCGUACGUUGAAAGAAGAUGAAAACGAUCCGUUUUCGAUUAUUCCUCUGGAUGUAAUCGUAGAGAUUCUCCUGAAAGUCCCGACCAAAUCUGUAGCUAGUCUUGCCUUGGUUUCAAAACAAUGGUUAUCCAUAAUCAGCGGCAAAUAUUUUAUCAGUCAGUACCUGCAGGCUCGAUCUUCAUCUCGGCUUCUUUUCACAGUCUUCAGCCCCUUUGAGGAAGGGCAGUUCUUGCAUUCAUGUUCCCAGGUUGAUCCAUCUUCUGACCAUCAUACGGUAAACAUAACUCCAGAUAAGAAGCAUGUGCAUGAUUUUUCUCCACCAAUCCGCGGCUUGAUCUGCCGUCAAAGGGAAUCUAGAGUGACCAUAGGAAACCCUACCACGGGCCAAUUCUUAACGUUGCCUAGACUCAAAACUAGAAGAAGAGGUGUGUUAUCCUUUUUUGGGUAUGAUCCAGUGAAUGAUGUAUACAAAGUGUUGUGCAUGACAGUACUACAAGGUCGUCAGAAACGAGGAUCACAUUCACGAGUUGUGUCUGAGGAGCAUCAAGUGUACACUCUUGGAGAAGGUCAACGAAAAUGGAGAAUGGUUGAAUGUAAGCAUCCACAUCUUCCUCCUACUCCUUGUGUUUAUACUAAAGGGAUAUGCAUAAAUGGGGUACUGUAUUAUUAUGCUUGGAUACAAAAUAAAGGAGCCUUGAUAAGCUUUAAUCUGAUAUCUGAAGAGUUUAAUGUCAUUAAGUUACCUGAGGAUAUCCAUCGUCUAGUGAACUACACUGGAAAAGUAGCUAUAACAAGUUGUCUUACCGCUAACGGUGAAGUUCACUUGUGGGUUCUAGAAGAUGCCAGUAAGCAAGAAUGGUCUAAAGUUUCAAUUGUUGUUCCUAUUUGGAGGGAAUUAGUUGAAAAAAACCAUGUAUUCAGUUUCAGGGGUACAGUUAGUACAGGUGAGCUUGUAUUCUCACCUUUCUACACCAAUACGGACAGGCCGUUCUUUUUCAUCCGUUACAAUCUCAAGGAAAACAAAGUCCAAAAAGUUGUGGUUAGCGAAUUUGGAGGUCUCUGUCGUUAUUACAAACAACUCUAUUUUGAUCAUGUGGAGAGUCCUAUGUUCUGUCAGAUGUAA
Molecule: messenger RNA, 1158 nt
Organism: Eruca vesicaria subsp. sativa (arugula)
Lineage: Eukaryota; Viridiplantae; Streptophyta; Magnoliopsida; Brassicales; Brassicaceae
Source: the annotation of a GenBank genome assembly